AUGGUUUUCAUUAAAUUCAAUUCAACCAUCCCUUCCGCAGUUGAGAAACUAAUUCCUUCAACUCAAUCCCACUCUCCUCCACCAUUGCAGCGUGGUAGCCCACAAGGUUCCCAACUGAGGUUGGUGGCAAUGGUGGCACAACCCGUUUGCGUCUCUGCGCACUUCCAAGCUUUGAUGAAUGUGCCCAAAGUUGGCACAUCAGCAAGCUUGUGUGACACGCAAACAUCUAUUGCCAAUCCACCACACUCAAAGAAAUGUAGCAUCCCUGUGGCUGCUUCAGGGGAUCCAAUCAAAAUGUGGAGGCAUGAUUUUAGUAUGUCGAAAUUGGGUUGGUCAAGGAAGGUUGAGACAAGGGCGUUGACUCGAGCUUCAACAUAG
Molecule: messenger RNA, 378 nt
Organism: Prunus armeniaca (apricot)
Lineage: Eukaryota; Viridiplantae; Streptophyta; Magnoliopsida; Rosales; Rosaceae
Source: the annotation of a GenBank genome assembly